Nannospalax galili (Upper Galilee mountains blind mole rat) is the source of this 2315-nucleotide messenger RNA. RefSeq names its product ERCC excision repair 3, TFIIH core complex helicase subunit (gene Ercc3). Gene Ontology annotation, cellular component: transcription preinitiation complex; transcription factor TFIIH holo complex; nucleotide-excision repair factor 3 complex. Gene Ontology annotation, molecular function: ATP binding; 3'-5' DNA helicase activity; DNA binding. The record is from RefSeq and is a predicted model, not a curated record. Gene Ontology annotation, biological process: transcription initiation at RNA polymerase II promoter; embryonic organ development; hair cell differentiation. NCBI's taxonomy places the organism in Eukaryota, Metazoa, Chordata, Mammalia, Rodentia, Spalacidae.
CUGGGGUGCUGCGCUUCCGGUGUGUAGCGGAAGUUCUCUGAAAGUGUCAGCUGCGGAGCUUGUGCGGUUUGUUUUGCUGGCGACGUCCAGUUGUUGCUGCCAUGGGCAAAAGAGACCGAGCGGACCGUGACAAGAAGAAGUCCAAGAAGAGGCACUACGAGGAGGAGGAAGAUGAAGACGACGCGCCUGGGAAUGAGUCCCAGGAGGCUGUGCCCUCGGCCGCCGGGAAACAGGUGGAUGAGUCUGGCACCAAAGUGGAUGAAUACGGAGCCAAGGACUACAGGCUGCAGAUGCCGCUGAAGGGCGACCACACUUCUAGGCCCCUCUGGGUGGCUCCUGAUGGCCACAUUUUCUUGGAAGCCUUCUCUCCAGUUUACAAAUAUGCCCAAGACUUCUUGGUGGCUAUUGCAGAGCCAGUGUGCCGACCUACCCAUGUGCAUGAAUACAAGCUAACUGCCUAUUCCCUGUAUGCAGCUGUCAGCGUUGGUCUGCAAACUAGUGACAUCACUGAAUACCUCAGGAAGCUCAGCAAGACUGGAGUCCCUGAUGGAAUUAUUCAGUUUAUUAAGUUGUGUACCAUCAGCUAUGGAAAAGUCAAGCUGGUCCUGAAGCACAACAGGUACUUCGUUGAAAGCUCCCACCCGGAUGUCAUCCAGCAUCUUCUUCAAGACCCAGUGAUCCGGGAAUGCCGCCUGAGGAAUGCUGAAGGAGAGGCCACUGAGCUCAUCACAGAGACUUUCACAAGCAAAUCUGCUAUUUCUAAGACUGCAGAAGGAGGUGUUGGGCCUUCCACUUCCCAGGUGACAGAUCCACAGGCUAAAUCUGAUAUUCCUACAGACCUUUUUGACUUUUAUGAGCAAAUGGACAAGGAGGAGGAGGAGGAAGAGGAAACACAGACAGUAUCUUUUGAAGUUAAGCAGGAAAUGAUUGAGGAGCUCCAGAAGCGCUGCAUCCACCUGGAGUACCCACUGUUGGCAGAAUAUGACUUUCGGAAUGAUUCUGUCAACCCUGACAUCAACAUUGACCUGAAACCCACCGCUGUCCUAAGACCCUAUCAGGAGAAAAGCCUGCGGAAGAUGUUUGGGAAUGGGCGAGCCCGUUCAGGAGUCAUUGUUCUUCCUUGUGGUGCUGGGAAGUCCCUGGUUGGUGUGACUGCUGCAUGCACUGUCAGAAAGCGCUGUCUGGUGUUGGGCAACUCUGCUGUGUCUGUGGAGCAGUGGAAAGCCCAGUUUAAGAUGUGGUCAACCAUUGAUGACAGCCAGAUCUGCCGCUUCACCUCAGAUGCCAAAGACAAGCCCAUCGGCUGCUCCAUUGCUAUUAGCACUUACUCCAUGCUGGGCCACACCACCAAAAGAUCCUGGGAGGCCGAGAGAGUCAUGGAAUGGCUCAAAACCCAGGAGUGGGGACUCAUGAUCCUUGAUGAAGUGCAUACCAUUCCAGCCAAGAUGUUCCGACGGGUGCUGACCAUCGUGCAGGCUCACUGCAAGUUGGGUUUGACUGCAACCCUUGUCCGGGAAGAUGACAAAAUUGUCGACUUAAAUUUCCUGAUUGGGCCUAAGCUCUACGAAGCCAACUGGAUGGAGUUGCAGAACAAUGGGUACAUCGCCAAAGUCCAGUGUGCUGAGGUUUGGUGUCCGAUGUCUCCUGAGUUCUACCGGGAAUACGUGGCAAUCAAAACAAAGAAAAGAAUCUUGUUGUACACCAUGAACCCCAAUAAGUUCAGGGCUUGCCAGUUUCUGAUCAAGUUUCAUGAAAGGAGGAAUGACAAAAUUAUUGUCUUUGCUGAUAAUGUGUUUGCCUUGAAGGAAUAUGCCAUUCGCCUGAACAAACCCUAUAUUUAUGGACCUACAUCCCAGGGAGAAAGGAUGCAGAUUCUCCAGAACUUCAAGCACAACCCCAAAAUCAACACCAUCUUCAUAUCCAAGGUUGGUGACACAUCCUUUGAUCUGCCAGAAGCCAAUGUCCUCAUUCAGAUUUCUUCCCAUGGUGGCUCCAGGCGGCAGGAAGCCCAGCGCUUGGGGAGGGUGCUCCGAGCCAAAAAAGGAAUGGUUGCAGAGGAGUACAAUGCCUUCUUUUACUCCCUGGUGUCCCAGGACACACAGGAAAUGGCUUAUUCUACCAAGCGACAGAGAUUCUUGGUAGAUCAGGGUUACAGCUUUAAGGUGAUCACAAAGCUAGCCGGCAUGGAAGAGGAAGAGCUGGCAUUCUCCACAAAAGAGGAGCAGCAGCAGCUCCUGCAGAAGGUCCUGGCCGCCACUGACCUGGACGCCGAGGAGGAGGUGGUGGCUGGAGAAUUUGGCUCUAGAUCCAGCCAU